Molecule: messenger RNA, 3187 nt
Organism: Mus pahari (shrew mouse)
Lineage: Eukaryota; Metazoa; Chordata; Mammalia; Rodentia; Muridae
Gene: Slc16a9
Product: solute carrier family 16 member 9
Exons: 5
Coding region: 212-1642 (476 amino acids)
Biological process (GO): transmembrane transport; monocarboxylic acid transport
Molecular function (GO): monocarboxylic acid transmembrane transporter activity
Source: RefSeq, a predicted model, not a curated record
GGUCUUUGCAAUUACGCUGUCAUUUAUAAACAGGGGAUAAACGUGUCUAAAGAAACCUGCUCUAAGAAAAAAAGAAAGAAAGAAAGAAAGAAAGAAAGAAAGAAAGAAAGAAAGAAAGAAAGAAAGAAACCUGCCCUUUCUUCAUAAGUCAGGAAGAAGAGCUGUGUCAGCAAGAGCCUUCAGCGAGCCGCCGCAUUGAUUUUGUCUCACAAUGGAAUUUCAGAAGUCACCUGAUGGCGGGUGGGGCUGGGUGAUCGUGGGAGUCUCCUUCUUCACCCAGUUCCUCUCUUACGGAUCCCCGUUAGCUGUUGGGGUCUUGUACGUAGAAUGGCUGGAUGCCUUCGGUGAAGGAAAAGGAAAAACAGCCUGGGUGGGAUCGCUGGCGAGCGGAGUCGGCUUGCUUGCAAGUCCUGUGUGCAGCCUCUUCGUCUCAUCUUUUGGAGCAAGACCCGUCACAAUCUUCAGUGGCUUCCUGGUGGCUGGUGGCCUGAUGCUGAGCAGUCUUGCCCCCAAUAUCUACUUUCUGUUUUUCUCCUAUGGCAUCGUUGUAGGUUCGAGUGUGGGUCUAUUCAUCUACGCGGCUCUGCAGAGGAUGCUGAUUGAGGUCUAUGGGCUAGAUGGGUGCCUGCUCAUCGUGGGCGCUUUAGCUUUAAACAUCCUAGCCUGUGGCAGCCUGAUGAGGCCCUUGCAAACCUCCGACUGUCCUUUUCCUGAAAAGACAGCUCCGGAGAAUGUUCCAGACAGAUACUCUACGUAUAACGAGAAAGAGAAGAACCAGGAAGAGACUAUGAACUUCCCAGACAAGGGCUACAGUAGCGAAGAUAAAUGCUUGCCCAAUGGAGACUGGGGACGGGAGACUUUCCUUCCUAAAAGCCCCACCAGCGCUGCACACACUAAGGAGCCCGAGACGUACAAAAAGAAGGUCGUGGAACAGACUACUUUUUGCAAGCAGCUUGCCAAGAGGAAAUGGCAGCUAUAUAGGAACUACUGCGGAGAGACCGCGUCUCUUUUUAAAAACAAAGUCUUCUCCGCGCUUUUCAUCGCCAUCUUGCUUUUUGACAUCGGAGGAUUUCCACCGUCGCUGCUCAUGGAGGAUGUCGCGAGAAGUUACCACGUGAGGGAAGAGGAUCUUACCAUGCCUCUCAUCUCCAUUUUCGGCAUCAUGACAGCCGUGGGCAAGCUUCUUUUGGGCAUCCUGGCUGACUUCAAGUGGAUCAACACCCUGUAUCUCUACGUAGCUACCCUGAUCAUCACUGGCCUGGCCUUGUGCGCAAUCCCCCUUGCCAAGAGUUACGUCACGCUGGCGAUCCUUUCUGGCAUCUUGGGUUUUCUUACUGGUAACUGGUCCAUCUUCCCGUAUGUGACCACGAAGACUGUGGGGAUUGACAAAUUAGCCCACGCCUAUGGAAUACUCAUGUUCUUUGCUGGACUUGGGAACAGCCUCGGGCCACCCAUAGUUGGUUGGUUCUAUGACUGGACCCAGACCUAUGACAUCGCCUUUUAUUUCAGUGGCUUCUGCGUCUUGCUGGGGGGCUUCAUCCUGCUGCUCGCGGUCUUGCCCUGUUGGGAUAUGUGCAACAAAAGACUCCCUAAGCCAGCAGCGCCAACCACCUUUUUCUACAAAGUUGCCUCUAAUGUUUAGAGGGAUAUUAAAAGGCCUUAUUUCCUCUAUUUUUCUACUUUAUACCAUACAGCAAUAUGUGUAUUAUGUAUGUAUGAAUGAAUGAAUAUACGUAUGUAACAAAUUGUUAGGCAGGUUCCUUAGAGUCACGAUCUUAUAGCAAAACUUCUCUGGCUGACUCUGAAGGACAACACACACUCUGUUUUUGUGUGCCUUGUAUAACCUUGAUCCCUCGUCUUCCCCUCCCCCACCCCUCGAGAAAUUGGACUGUUCUGUUUCAUGGUUGUUCAUUGUUCGUGAAUUCAGGAUGUAAAACCAUUGAUUAGCCUCACACAGUUUUCUCUGGGUGAAAUUUAAAGUCUCUGCUUUCCCCGUGAGUUCUCCAAGGUGCUCAGCGGGUCCCGUCUUAAACCGUGUGCUCCUCACGAUUAGAUUUGCGUGAAGGAGCCAUGGCUGUCUCCUCGAUGUCAGACCUGCAAGUCCAGAGAAAACACUGAGCCGUUUCAUUUCCAGAAACGAAAGCGGUUGCAACAUUGCUGAGCUGUCGAAGACCUUAGACAAGAUAGUUUAAAUCACAUCCGUCUGACGUCUGUUUUCUGUUUUCCUGUGCUCGCUCGAUGAAGUACUGUGGGGCAGUUUGGUGUCCACUGCCUACGAACUCGCUCGAUUCCUCCAGCAGUCCGCCUGCAUGGCCGGCUCCUAGGACCUCACUCGCUGGUGUUGAUCGGCAUCCACUCUGCUGAUGUAUCCUAAGAGCUGCUGGUUUGCUGGUUUUCGCCUUGGAAAUAGACCUUUGAACCAUUCCGAAAUCUGGCCAAUGGGAAGCGCCCAUUUGCUUUGAGAAUCCGAGAACGGGGUUGCAAGGCCUUGCGUGUCUUCUAAAUGAAGCCCGUGGUGGUUUCUCUUGGACUUUUCCACAACAGCGUUUCGAUUUGUGGACAGUGCUAAAAAGAUGAUGUUCUUAGUCCAUAAGAUGUGGGAAAGGACAAGGUAAAGAGAACUCGCUACUCUCACCGAACCGUAUUUAAUCCCAAGAACAGUGUUUGAGGGUGAAAAUGAUGUUUAAUCAAUGGGCUUUUUUUUCCUCUAUAGAAAUGGGGUUCACCUUUGGUACGCCUGACAAUCCUGUAGAAACUUAAGUGCCGGCUACUAUACUGCUUAGUUUUGCUUUAUUUCUUGAGACAGGGUUUCUUCUGCAUAGCCUUAGCUGUCCUGAACUUGCUUUAUAGACCAGUCUGGUCUUGAACUCUGCUCCACCUGCGACUGCCUCCCAAGUACCUGGGAUUAACGGUAGGCACCUUUCCUGGCUAGUACUACGUUUUUCUUGAAUGAAAGGAAAAAAGAAAAAGAAAAGAAAAGAAAAGAUAAACCAUGAAGUCAGGUAUUAUAAAACAAACAGCCAAGGGUUCCCUUUCUGUUGUGCCAAAAUUGUCUUUUUUUUUUUUAUUUUUUUUUAAUAUGUGAAAUGAUUUUGCAGGACUACAUUGCCUUCCUUUGAGGACACAUUUUUGUUUUUUGGGGUUUUGUUUUGUUUUGUUUUGUUUGAUUUUUGAGACAGGGUUUCUC